AUGGUUGAAGAACAAAAGCAACUUUUCGACGCCAUCUUUGAUAGUAACGAGAGCGAUAGAGGUGCUUUUCGAUCGCCAAUGCCCUGUCACGUCUUAAAUUCAAGCUACAACAGAACUCCCUUUCCGAUUCAUAAUGGCGGUAUAGUCGCUGGUUCGGCCUUCUCUACUCCACCAUAUGGCGCGUUUCCUUCUCAAGUUCAUCGAGAGGUAGCAAGUCGGAUUCCUCCCUUUAUAGGAAAUCUAUUUCUUGCUCAAAAUUACCCAUACCAUUCUAAAUCUUUCGAUAAUCCAAGUGCAUUCAACUUUUCUCAACAACCUAGUAUUCCAAAUCUACUGUCAUCUCCGAACCUGGUGGAAUAUGGUCAUCCCUUUUUUUUUACAAACCAUAUGUCUCCCCAUAUGUCAACUCAUCUGUCACCAUAUAUGUCUCCUCAUCCAGAUCAUAGCUUCAUGUCUUCUUCACCUCACACUCCUCCCUCAUCAAAGUUUUUACGUCCUCUUCCAAGGAGACCUGAUAGUUCCCCACUUGAAUCAUAUGGUUUACGGACUGAAAAUUCCAGUCCAUUUUAUCCAACAAAUGAUCAAAAUAUCCAUCAUUCUAUAUCAAAUUGGUACUUGAGAUGUGUUACUCUGACAGAUAACAAAAGUUCUUUUCCACCUGGAACUGAUGUAUGGAUUAUACUCUCUGGUGUCCUUAAAAAAUCAGGUGGUCAAAAUCGUCGGUGGCAUUCAUCGCUCAUUCUUGAUCGGAUAGACCAAAAUUUAGUAAAAACUGAUAGGAACAAUUUUUAUAAACUUGAAGGAGAGAUAUCAAUUCAAGAUAUGAUAAAUAAUGGCUUUUCACAAGAAUUAUGUGAAAAAUUUCAGGGGGGAUUUCCCGAAAAUUGGAAAGAAAUUUUACAUGAUGAGUUUAAAAGUGCUUGGUUUUCGGACUAUAUUAUACCAUUAAAUGAAGAUGGGGAUAUGAAUGUGUCAAAUGAUACCACAAAAUCAGAUAUUGAUGAUUCUAAUAUAAUAUAUUCUGAAAUUGAGACUUCUGAUGAUGAACAUACUAACACAGAUAAUUCAGAUAAUUCAGAUAAUUCAGUUGUUAAUUCAGAUAAGUCAGAGUAUUAUUCGAAAUUUAGUAAAGAAGAUCUCGAUCAAAAUAAUUCUGAUGAUAAUUAUCCUAUUAGUAACGAGAAGCAACAAUUAGAAUUAAAUGAUUUUAAUGAUAGUAACGAAGAACAACAAUUAAACUUGAAUCAUUUUAAUGAGAAUGAGAAUAACGAGGAGUUACAAUUGGACUUGAACAAUCCUAAUGAGAAUAACGACGAGUUACAAUUGGACUUGAACAAUCCUAAUGGGAAUAACGACGAAUCACAGUUGGAAUUGAACAAUCCUAAUGAGAAUAACGAGGAACUACAAUCGGACUUGAACGAUCCUAAUGAGAAUAACGAGGAACUACAAUCGGACUUAAACAAUCCUAAUGAUAAUAGCGACGAACUACAAUUGGACUUGAACAAUUCUAAUGAGAAUAACGAGAAGCUACAAUUGGACUUGAACAAUCCUAAUGAGAAUAACGAGGAGCUACAAUCAGGGUUGAUCAAUCCUAAUGAUAAUAACGAGGAACUACCGUUGGACUUGAAUAAUCCUAAUGAUAAUAACGAGGAACUACCGUUGGACUUGAAUGAUCCUAAUGAGGAUAAAGAAGAGCGACAAUUGGGCUUGAACGAUCCUAACGAGAAUAACGAGGAUCUACAAUUGGACUUGAACAGUCCUAGUGAGAAUAACGAAGAUCUUCAAUUUGACCUGAACAGUUCUAGUGAGAAUAACGGGGAUCUACAAUUGGACUUGAACAAUCCUAAUAAGAAUAAUAAGGAUAUACAAUUGGACUUGAAUAGUCCUAGUGAUAAUAACGAGGAUCUUCAAUUUGACUUGAACUGUCCCAGUGAGAAUAACGAGGAUCUACAAUUUGACUUGAACAGUCCCGGUGAGAAUAACAGGGAUCUACAAUUUGACUUAAACAAUCCUAAUAAGAAUGAUAAGGAUCUACAAUUUGACUCGGACAAUCCUAAUAAGAGUAACAGGGGUCUACAGUCUGACCUGAACAAUCCUAAUAAGAAUAAUGGAAAGCGACGAUUAGACGCGGAUGAUUCUAAUAAAAAUAGCGGGAAGCGACACUUGGAGUUGAACACUUCUAAUAAUAAUAAUGGAAAGCGACAAUUGAGUUAUAAAAAUUGGAAUAAGAAUAACGGGAGGCGACGAUUAGACGUGGAUGAUUCUAAUAAAAAUAAUAGGAAGCGACAUUUGGAGUUGAACGAUUCUAAUAAAAAAAAUAAUGGGAAGCGACACUUGGAGUUGAACGAUUCUAAUAAAAAAAAUAAUGGGAAACGACACUUGGAGUUGAACGAUUCUAAUAAUAAUAAUGGAAAGCGACAAUUGAGCUCUAAAAAGUGGAAUAAAACUUCUAAACCAACAAAAUCAGAAGCUGUUACAAUAACAUCUUCUGGUCGUCGUAUCCGUAGACCAGGUUCUUGGUGGAUACAAUUCAUUUCAAAUACAUCGAUUAAUAGCCUUCAUGCUAGCGAUUAG
This is a messenger RNA of Racocetra persica, 2574 nucleotides long. NCBI's taxonomy places the organism in Eukaryota, Fungi, Glomeromycota, Glomeromycetes, Diversisporales, Gigasporaceae. The record is from the annotation of a GenBank genome assembly.